Chroicocephalus ridibundus (black-headed gull) is the source of this 4061-nucleotide messenger RNA. It is a transcript of the gene TSTD2, whose product is annotated as thiosulfate sulfurtransferase like domain containing 2. Lineage: Eukaryota; Metazoa; Chordata; Aves; Charadriiformes; Laridae. The transcript is spliced from 9 exons. The record is from RefSeq and is a predicted model, not a curated record. Bases 16 to 1569 code for a protein of 517 amino acids.
UCUGCUCACCGCUCUAUGGUGCGGGUGCCGGCCUCGGAGGACUUCCGGGGUCAGCUGGGCCGGGCCGGCGGGAAAGCAGCGGCGCGAAAGAGGAAACUUCCCAGUCGUUUCCCGGCUGUUUCACGGGUGAUGGUGCCUGAGGCGGAGAUGGUGCCGGGCGAGGCGCCGCCGCCCGGUCCGGGGUCGCCGCCGGAGCGGGAGACGGCCGCCACCAGGAAGCAGCGCGCCUGGGCCCGGAGGAAGGCCUUUUCCUUGUUCGUCAAAGCAAAGGAGGUGCCGGCGGCGGGCCAGUGUGCCGGCGGCGGAGGCGGGCCGCGGUGGCGGUGCUGCCGGCAGGCGUUUGAAGAGCUGGCCGGCAUUCACAGGCAUGUGGCUCUGCAGCACGGCAGGGACAUUGGGCAACAGGCAGGGCUGGCGGCCGAAGUCAGCCCUUCGAGCGGCCCGGCUCCUGCCGGCAACGGGGACGGGCUGAACGGGCACUCGUGUAGCAGCCCUGAGAUCUCCUGUACGCUCCCAGACACGAGCCACCUUAGCUAUGAAGAGCUGACGAGCGAGGUGGGAGAAGUACUUCUGUAUUACUGUUACUGUGAGGUGAAGGAUCCAGAGAAACUCUGUGCUUGGCAAAAGGCCCUGUGCCAGCAUCUGCAUCUCACUGGCAAGGUACGAGUGGCUUCAGAAGGGAUUAAUGGGACCAUUGGUGGAAGCAAAGUAGCUACCAGUCUCUACAUUGAAGUUAUGCUUUCCCAGCCUCUGUUCAAAGACAUUUUGGGUAAAGAGGAUUUCAAGAGCAGUGCAGGAGGAGCUCACUGUUUCCCAGACCUUCGAGUUGGAGUAUUCAAAGAAAUUGUACCUAUGGGCAUUGAUCCAAAGAUAGUGUCUUACAAAGAAAAUGGAAUCCACUUAUCCCCUCAGGAAUUUCAUAGAGAAGUAGAACAGUAUCUGUCUCAGGCCAGUCAAGGACAAAGCGAUACCAUCUUGCUGGACUGUAGGAACUUCUAUGAAAGUAAAAUAGGACAUUUCCAGGGCUGUCUGGCUCCAGAUAUCAGGAAGUUCAGCUAUUUUCCCAGCUAUGUAGAUGAAAACCUGGAGCUUUUUAAAGACAAGCGUGUCCUGAUGUACUGCACAGGAGGGAUUCGUUGUGAAAGAGGCUCUGCUUACCUCCGGAGCAAGGCAGUGUGCAGAGAGGUAUACCAGCUAAAAGGUGGAAUUCACAAGUACCUGGAAGAGUUUCCAGAUGGAUUCUACAGGGGGAAGCUGUUUGUGUUUGACGAUCGUUACGCCAUUUGUUCCAAUGAAGAUAUCAUCUCAGCAUGCAGAUACUGUGGGACACUGUGGGACCAGUAUAAACUCUGUUCCAGCCAGCACUGCCGGCAGCUUGUCCUGACAUGUCCAAGUUGUCGCAACAAAGGUCUUACAGCUUGCUGUCCUGUUUGUCAAGAGAAAGAACUCAAGGUGACUUCAAGGGCUUCAGGACAGACAGUUAAGGAGGAAUGUGAAUGUACAAGGAGACGGCCAAGGGUACCUAUUGAACAUGUCUUGCAAAGGACGCUGGACACAGGAAAAGAUUAAGCAGUUUCAUUAGCUAAUCUGAUACGUGCUAAUGCAAAGGGCUUCUAUAACCAGAUCCCUAUCUGUUACUCAGUUAGGUUUGGAAAUCGUGAAAAUGUGUUGGCUCGGAAAGUCUUGUUCAUAUGCUGCCUUUAAGCCUAGAGUAUGCCCUCAAAACCAUCCAUUACUUGACUGUAAAUUACCAGAGUGCCCAGCCCAUCACCAGCACUGCAGGAGUCUUCUCCCUGGGUACAGUCCUGUAGCCUGGCCUCUACCAUGGGGAUUCUGGAGCAGAGUAUGUGCAUUAGGACACAGUUACUCACAAUUCAAAAGAAACUGAAGGGACAUAAGAACAAUUCCAUUCUUUUCCUCCUGCAUGGAGAUAGAUCUGUCCAACCUCUCCGUUGAUCAUGCAUUUCCUUCAAUAGCUAGCGUUAGGGUGUGAAAACCGCAGAUAUAUCAGUUGAGUGACCAGUUUAGAGCUAAGAUAUUUUCCACGUACAUGCCAUCUGCCUGCAUCUCUUGCUUUAUACCGCUGAGAAGCAAGUUACCUGAAGUCAUUAACUUGACUCCUGCGUUACUGGCUGAAGGCAGCAUAAGGACCAACAGAUACUGUCUGUUCAGCCAUACUUGUGUGUGACCUGUAGGAUGAACAGCAAAAGUAAUCCUCAUUCCAAUGCUCUUGUCUCCCCAGCAACUGUUAUUUCUCUCAACUUGUGACUACAUGAAAUAUCCAGGGCUCAGCUCUGCUUGCACUAGAAAAAUCCGACAGCUUGAAGCUUGUUGAAACUGAGACACAGAGAGGGGAGCACACAGACUGUCAAAAUACCAGCAUUAUGGCACUGGAAUUGAUGCAGACAUGUGUGCAUAAAUGUCAGCAACAGCUAUAACGUGACACCCAUCUGCAAGAAGGGCCAGAAGGAUGAUCUGGGGAACUACAGGCCUGUCAGUCUGACCUCAGUGCCUGGGGAGGUCAUGGAACAGAUCAUCCUGGGUGCCAUUAUGCAGCACAUGAAGGACAGCCAGGCAAUCAGGCACAGUCAGCAUGGGUUCAUGAAAGGCAGGUCCUGCUUGACAAACCUGACUCCUUCAAUGACAAAGUCACUCACUUGGUGGAUGAGGGAGAGGCUGUGGAUAUUGUUUACCCGGACUUCACUAGCCUUUGAUACAGUUUACCACAGCAUCCUCCUGGAGAAGCUGGCUGCCCAGGGUUUGGACAGUAGUACUCUGCGCUGGGUUAAAAACUGGCUGGAGGGUCGAGCCCAGAGAGUGGUGGUGAACAGAGUUAAAUCCAGUUGGCGGCUGGUCAUGAGUGGUGUUCCCUAGGGCUCAUUAUGGGGCCAGUUCUCUUCAAUAUCUUUAUCAAUGAUUUGGACAAGGGGAUUGAGUGCACCCUCAUUGUUUGCAGGCGACACCAAGUUGGGUGAGAGUGUCAACCUGCUUGAGGGUAGGAUGGCUCUCCAGGGGAUCUGGACAGGCUGGAUUGAUGGGCCAAGGCCAACGGUAUGAGGUUCAACAAGGCCAAGUGCCAGGUCCUGCACGCGGGUCACAACAACCCCAUGCAGCGCUACAGGCUGGGGGAGGAGCGGCUGGAGAGCUGCCUGGCAGAAAAGGACCUGGGGGUGUUGGUCCACUGCCAGCUGAAUAUGAGCCAGCAGCGUGCCCAGGUGGCCAAGAAGGCCAACAGCAUCCUGGCCUGUAUCAGGAACAGUGUGGUGAGGACUAGGGAAGUGUUGUCCCCCUGUGCUCGGCCCUGGAGAAGCCCCACCUCGAGUACUGUGUCCAGUUUUGGGCCCCUCACCACAAAAAAGCCAUUGAGGUGCUGGAGAGGGUCCAGAGAAGGGCAACAAAGCUGGUGAGGGCUCUGGAGAAUAAAUCUUACGAGGCACGGCUGAGGGAGCUGGGGUUGUUCAGCCUGGAGAAAAGGAGGCUGAGGGGAGACCUUAUGGCUCUCUACAGCUACCUGAAAGGAGGCUGUAGGGAGGUGGGGGUCGGUCUCUUCUCCCAGGUAACAGGCGAUAGGACAAGAGGAAAUGGCCUCCAGUUGCACCAGGGGAGGUUUAGACUGGAUAUUAGGAAAAAUUUUUACACUGAAAGUUUUAUUAAGCAUUGGAACAGGCUGCCCAGGGAAGUGGUUGAGGCACCAUCCUGGAGGUAUUUAAAAGAUGGGCAGACAUAGUGUUUAGAGGUAUAAUUUAGAUUAGUGAUGGUUUUUGUCACAGUUAGGCUGAUGGUUGGACUAGAUGAUCUGAAAAGUCCCUUCCAACCUAGGCAAUUAUGAGAUUCUGUAAGGAAACUGCAAGAUCCUUUAUUCAAGCUAAGUAAUUCAAGAUUUGGGGAUCAUUUGUGUUUUGUAAACAUGGGUUGAGUUUUUCAAAAGCUGUGAGAUGUUUAUGCAAUUUCCAGCUCCUAUUAGUGGAGAAAUUGUCUUUGAAAUUGAAGGGAUCCACAGCUUACGAACUCAAAAUACUUCUCUGCCUGCUGCUUUGUGUGCCUGAUGCUGUAGAAUGUAC